Messenger RNA from Sphenostylis stenocarpa, 228 nucleotides. NCBI's taxonomy places the organism in Eukaryota, Viridiplantae, Streptophyta, Magnoliopsida, Fabales, Fabaceae. The record is from the annotation of a GenBank genome assembly.
AUGCCCGAGCUUCCAGCUAGGGUUUCCAACUCCAAUCAAUUUGGACCGUUGCCUCCUCUUUUCAAAUGCGCUGCUCCUGAUGGAGUUGAUGGUUCAAAUUUAUUACCCGGAGUCAUAAAUUUGACUUGUGAUCGGUUCGUUCUGGGUACUGAAGUCAUGAGACACGUGAAAGGGAUUGACCUUCUUCUUGUGGGUGCGAUGGGACUGGAACUGGAAAUGGGGUGCUAG